Molecule: messenger RNA, 10010 nt
Organism: Bombus pyrosoma
Lineage: Eukaryota; Metazoa; Arthropoda; Insecta; Hymenoptera; Apidae
Gene: Eph
Product: ephrin type-B receptor 1-B
Exons: 18
Coding region: 2321-5560 (1079 amino acids)
Biological process (GO): cell surface receptor protein tyrosine kinase signaling pathway; protein phosphorylation; axon guidance
Cellular component (GO): plasma membrane; neuron projection
Molecular function (GO): transmembrane-ephrin receptor activity; ATP binding; protein binding
Source: RefSeq, a predicted model, not a curated record
UUCGGUAGAUUUGGCGGAUUCGUCGUUCGACGUAAUUGAUCUAAGGAAUCAGGUUGGCAAGGAUGGAGGAUGUAUGGCUUCUGUGUACGAUGGGAGAGAAGCCCGAUUUCCAAGUUCUCGGAGAAAGGAAGAAACAAAGGGACAGAGUAAAUGUGCGAAGUAAAUUUUAAACGAUAUUUCGUGGCGGUCGUCGUCAACUAAAGUCACCAGGAAUUCAAGCGCGGAACUUUGCGGAUGUGUAUGAGAACGCCCGCUGUCAUACCGCCGGCACGAUUGCGCAUGCGCGUGGCUUACACUUGACGGGCUCAAAAAAUCAAUGACCCCGCUCAGUCGUGGGUCCGUUUACAUCUUUCUCUCGACGAGCUAAGAAGACCGGGAAUAAAAUCAGAAAUCGGUUCGAGCUGAAACGCGCUGAACGUCGAUGAUCGCAGAAACUAGCGAGCAACUGUGGCGAAAAUUUCAGGUAGGAGUGGGAAAGAAGCGAUGGAGGAAAAUGGACGGUAAGGGUGCAGCCCCGGUGGCGGCGCUGGUGUAUACCGGCCGAAUAGCGGUUCGGUGAAACCAGCCGAGCGACCUCGUCUCGUUUCGGCUCGCCGCGUUAGUUCGUGUUCUCUCGCAGCACACGACGGACGUAUACUAUUCCGCGUCGGGUCUCGUGUUCUCUGCUCAAGGGAGAAAAAAAAAGCUAAACUGUUAUACGCUACCGAAUCAGCGUGGAACACGUAAUUCAGUGAUUUACGUGUAAACGAAAAAACUGUGUCGCAAGUUAAGAAAGAGAGCGGAACGCGUGUCUCGCGAGAACGACACACGAGGUCGUAAGUGCUUCGACCGGCGAUAAAGUUUCGUUGUGACUUGUGUAAGGAAAGAAAAAAAAAAAAGAGAAAAGUGGUGAACCAAAGGAAUGUGCGAAUAUAUAUCGUUCGCGUCGUGUAUAACAGUACCAGGCACGGUUUAACGGCGAGAAAAAGUCCUGUAAUCGGAUCGAUUUUAGGUAGAACGCGGUUCGGUGAAUUGUCAGGGGAGAGAGUAUAUACCUCUACCAUCGUAGCCGUCGUCGCGGUGCACCGUCCAUCCACCUUUCGCGUUGCCGCGAGUGCACGGGAUAAAAUGGCGCUUGCUUUCGUCCGUAUACCUCUAUCGACCAUGACAAACGAUUUAACGACGGAAUCGCGUCGACGCCAGUCACGACGUUUUUGAGCAGCCGAACGUUUCGCGGCAUUGCUUCCCCUCUUCGCCCCACCCUCUUGCCCCGUUUCGAUCGUUUUAACGCCUUUUUCUCUACGAAUCGAAGCGCCAACGUCACCGCCAGCCACCGGAUCGCGAUUCGAGGAAGACGACAAUUUACAACGAAGGAAGAAACAAUCUCGUACACCCGCGGCGUCCUUGGACUGGAAUUUCGAAAACAACAAGCUUCGAGCUGCAGAGCGACACUCCUCGUUCGCGUUACGACGAGCCAGCCCGUGGAGCGUGGAGCGCGCGUCUAUGAGAAAAUUCAGGCGUUGACGGGAAGAAGAGACGAGAACCAGGAGGAGAAAAAUACAAAAAGAAGACAGAGAGGCCGAGGAAAGAGGAAAUGCGACGAAUCUCGGCACGUCGUUAAGGGAAGCUGCCUUUUAUAAGUGUGAGGAAAGGGGGGCGGGGGGGAAAUCGAAAAGGAUAUUUGCGGCAGUCGUGGAAGAGCGGCACCCGACUACUUCCGGUACGAUCGCGAGUGGUAAAUGCGGCCAAGUCCACGUCCGUCGUGUGUUUCGUGCAACCGAGGGCCUACUAAUCGCGAAAAACCCCAGAUCUACAACGAGCUUUCAACGAGCGGCCUAAUCGCUGUUAAUGGCAUAGAAGGUAUUCGGUGGCGAUCGUUUCUUUCUUCAAGAGAGAAGGAGGAAGAAAGUCGACUGGCGAGUACAGCGGGCGACAGUAACUCGUGGACGGACAAUAACGAAGAGGAGGGCGAAGAGGAAGAAGGGGUGGUGCGCGCUUUAUUCGAGAAGCGAAGCUACUUUUCGGAAGGGUAAGAAACGCCGGUGGGCUGCACGGCACAUCUGGAAGGGUUGCACGACCUGGAGCAGGAGCAAGAGGAAGAGGAGGCCGGAGGAGGAGGAGGAGGAGGAGGUGGAGGAGAAGGAGGAGGUGGUCGUAGCGUUGAAGCUGGAGGAGUCGGGAGGCUACGAGGGUGGUUGCACGUCGUCGUCGCGUGACGUGCGGAAAGAGCAGACGAAGCGUGGAGGAGGCAUGAGGAGGAGAGAGUGACGACGCUGCCGGUGCUGCAGCCUCGCACAGAUCGUGAGAGGACCGGCGGCCCCACGGUGGGGCUACGAUAAGAAUGGCCCCCUUCAAUAUGGCGGGCGUAGCAGGCCUUCUAGCCACCUGCGCCGCCGCUGCUGCUUCCGCUGCCCACCUUCUGCCGUUGCUGCUGUUGCUGAUCUGCCCGCGAGGGACCCACGCGGAACAAGUUGUUCUCUUGGACACGACACAAGAGGAGAAGCUCGAGUGGACAAAGUAUCCGUUCGGCGCGGAAGCUAACACCCCAGGGUGGGUGGAAGAGUCGUUCACGAACUUCGACAAGGGCAUCAAUUGGCGGAGUUACGUCGUCUGCGACGUAGCGUACAACAACGUGAACAAUUGGCUAUGGACGCCGUUCAUCGAGAGGGGACCGGCGAACCGCAUGUACAUAGAAAUACAAUUCACGACUCGUGACUGCUCGUUGUUCCCCGGAAACGCGCUCAGUUGCAAAGAAACUUUCAGUCUACUUUACUACGAGUUCGACGUGGCUACCAAGGAACCGCCACCGUGGGAAACGGAUAGUUACAAGUUGAUCGGACGCAUCGCUGCUGGCGAGGGAAGGUUCAACACUAACACCGGGGUGGUGAUAAACACGGAGGUCAAGUCCAUUCCAGUGACGAAGAAGGGCGUGUACUUCGCGUUCCGCGACCAAGGAGCUUGCAUCUCCAUUUUGGCCAUUAAAGUCUACUACAUCAGCUGUCCGGAGAUCUCCGUGAACUUUGCACACUUCCCGGCAACGCCAACGGGCCGCGAAGUCGCGUUGAUCGAACAAACGAUCGGCACUUGCGUGGACAACGCGGUGGUCAUCGAACAGCCAACCUUCCUCUGCAAAGGAGAUGGCAAAUGGUACCUGCCUAACGGUGGAUGUCACUGCAAACCUGGCUAUCAGGCUGACGUCGAGAAGCAAGCGUGCACCGAGUGCGCGAUCGGUAAAUUCAAACACGAAGCUGGGUCGCACAGUUGCGAAGCUUGUCCGGCUCACAGCAAAUCCUCCGAUUACGGAUUCACCGAAUGUCGAUGCAACACCGGUUAUUUUAGGGCCGAGAAAGAUCCGAAGAAAAUGCCUUGUACACAACCACCGUCGGCGCCGCAAAAUUUGACGGUGAACUUCGUUGACCAGUCUACUGUGAUUCUGUCGUGGAAUGCGCCGCACAUGCUGGGCGGCAGAACAGAUACGACUUACAGGGUGGUCUGCGAUGCCUGUAGUAUGGGCGUCAAAUACAUUCCCAACACCGAAGUUUUCAACGACACGAAGAUCACGAUAACGGGUCUAAACGCGGUGACCACGUAUCGAUUCCAAGUAUUUGCCGAGAACGGUGUAUCGGCGUUGGCUGGAAAAUCCGAGUACGUGGACAUCACCGUCACCACAGAAGCUAGCGUGCCUAGUUUGGUGAGCAACGUCAGGAUUACCAGCGUGAAGAGUUCGGAACUGAGCAUUAGUUGGGACGCUCCGGUAACCGAGGUCGGCGGAGACAGCGAUCUGGUCGAAAGAUACGAAGUGAGGUGUUAUCCGCGAUACGACGAUGCUACCAACGCCACGGUUAUACAAACUUCCGAGUUAUCCGCGACGUUCAAAGGCCUAAAACCAUCGACGGACUACGCGAUACAAGUACGAGCGAAGACCACGCGAGGCUGGGGCGAAUAUACGCCCAUAGUUUAUAAAAAGACGCCUCAUGCUAUGGGACUAGACUACGUCGGGGAAGAUGACAAUAUGCAAGUAAGGAUCAUAGCGGGAGCUAUCGUUGCUGUGGUAGUCCUUCUGGUGAUCAUCAUUAUCAUGACCGUUCUGAUCUUGAGAAGCAGGGCCUCGGACGAAUGCAACAAGAAACAGCCCAGUGACUGCGAUACCCUGGAGUAUAGAAACGGCGAAGGACUAGUUGUGACCUACAUGCACUGCAAAAUGGACAGUUCACCGAUUGUGACAACCCACACCAACAACAAGAGCAAGUCCUCGCUGACCACGCCGCUGUUCACACCUGCAGUGGGAGUUGCUGCCGCGAGUGCAGGAGGUGCUGGUGGCGGAGGUGCAAGGAGUUACGUCGAUCCUCAUACUUACGAAGAUCCGAAUCAAGCUGUGAGAGAAUUCGCCCGAGAAAUCGACGCAGGAUACAUUACGAUAGAAGCUAUCAUAGGUGGUGGGGAAUUUGGCGACGUUUGUCGAGGAAAAUUAAAACUACCGCCAGACGGUCGAACGGAGAUCGACGUCGCGAUCAAGACUUUGAAGCCAGGCUCCGCGGACAAAGCUCGCAACGACUUCCUCACUGAAGCCUCCAUCAUGGGUCAGUUCGAGCAUCCGAACGUGAUAUUCCUGCAAGGUGUCGUAACCAAGAGCAAUCCAGUGAUGAUCAUCACGGAGUUCAUGGAGAACGGUAGCCUGGACACUUUCCUGCGUGCGAACGACGGCAAGUUCCAGGUGCUGCAGCUUGUGGGCAUGCUUCGCGGUAUCGCGAGCGGCAUGCAGUAUCUUGCUGAAAUGAACUACGUACAUCGAGAUCUCGCGGCGAGGAACGUGCUCGUGAAUGCUGCCCUCGUCUGCAAGAUCGCCGAUUUCGGGCUUAGCCGAGAGAUCGAAAGCGCCACGGAAGGAGCGUACACGACCAGGGGUGGAAAGAUCCCGGUACGAUGGACAGCUCCGGAAGCGAUAGCGUUCCGAAAGUUCACCAGCGCUUCCGACGUAUGGAGCAUGGGCAUCGUUUGUUGGGAGGUGAUGUCCUACGGCGAAAGACCGUACUGGAACUGGUCUAAUCAGGAUGUGAUAAAGUCGAUCGAGAAAGGAUACAGGCUUCCAGCACCGAUGGAUUGUCCGGAAGCGAUCUAUCAGCUGAUGCUCGAUUGCUGGCAGAAGGAACGAACCCAUCGUCCUACCUUUGCCAAUCUCACUCAAACCUUGGACAAAUUGAUACGAAGCCCGGACACGCUGCGGAAAAUCGCCCAGAACAGAAUCAGGGAAAGGGGUGCUCCACCCCCACCCCCACCCGCCUCGUCGACAUCCUCCAACGUGCAUUUGAGGAAAAGGGGCACCAAUCCACUGGCGCCGGACGCGGUGGACUUGACGCAGCUGACCUCGGUCAGCGAAUGGCUGGCUUCCAUCAAGAUGUCACGGUACGCGGAGAGUUUCGAAAGAUCCGGAGUGACUACCUUGGAGGCGGCCGCGCGUGUUACCGUACAAGAGCUGACGGCGCUCGGGGUGACGUUGGUGGGACACCAGAAGAAGAUAAUGAACAGCGUGACUGCGCUCAGAGCACAGAUGUCGGCCACUUCGCAAGGUUUUCUCGUUUAAUCGCGUUGACGUUGCGACCGACGCAGGAUUCGAUUCCAUAUUCCAUCGACGAAACGCAUCGUUCGUUCGAGAAGCUUUCGCGUCGAUCAGCCUCUGAACGGAAUUGUACGAAGGCACGACGGUCCGGAGCAUCGUCAUCCUAGUCAGGCCGAUAGACGUUUUUCUUCGAUGAGAAGCUUCGUUCGCGAACGCAAGGCCACGAGCGACAGCAGAAGCGUGAAAAGACGCCGGAAUAGCCGAGCUCCGCCGCCAGUUUGGGAGAAUCGGCGAGGAACCGCGUAUCGCAGACAUUCCAACGGAGAAAAAGCACCGGAGAUCCCCGUUCGAGUUGCCGCCUGCCACGUCGGAUGGAAGACGACGAGAUUCGACGACUCGUCGAACGUAGCUUAACGAAACUAGCGCGAAUCUUCUUCGACAAACGACAAACCACGUACGACACAUUUUUUUACGAGACGAUCGUGACGGGAUCAACGCGCAACAAACGUAUAUCGCGACUCCGCGAACGAGUCCGCCAAUCGACUUUGUCUUUCUCUUCCUAGAAAAAUUUUCUCGCGCGCUGCCCAACUCGUGGAUCGUGGCGUCGCGUCGAAAGCAACCGAACUGCCACUGCACGAUCACUGCCGUAUGAAAUUUAGAGAACGUCGAUCCUACCUAAAAGCCGAACAUUUCGAACCUGCUCACCGUCGAGACUGUCCAGCGCGCCGAAUCGUUGCUCACACGUACGCGCAAGAUCGCUCUUUGCCGUCAACGAAAAGUCGCUCUCUCGUUUCACAGUGAGUUCCUAACGUACGCGGCGCGAAUCGAACGGUGAACAGGUCCUUGGACGAUUCGCACGAUGCGUGCCGUCGAACCUAUCUACGGUACAGACCAAUAGCACGAACAAAUAGACGGCCUAAAGUAUCAACGAGCCCCGCAGCUUGCCCCUCGUUUCGUUCCUCCGUGCGAAAGUUUUCGAGCAACGAUCGAUCGUACGAAACCGAAACGAAGAUUCCACAGGUCUAACGAUACGUUUUAAGCUAGCCAUUUACAGGAGGAGGGAGAAAUCGAGCAGGGUAACGCGCGUCCUCGCUGCGAGUCUAGCGCCGCGUUUUACGUCCCGUGCAGCGAAUAUUUUCUAGCUCUUAUCGAUAAAGCUUAAUCGAUGUACAAACAAACGGCGCAUCUUACGCGCGGCUCACGCGACGCAUGUAGAUAUACGAAUACGAAAAGCGUUGCCACUCCGCUCCGCUUUCGCGAAACGAUCGAAGGAGCGACGGGUAAUCGCGCGAGACUGAGAGCAAAAUUGCUGCAGAUCGCUCUAGAUGUUAAAUAACGCGACGACGAAGCUCGAACAAACGAGGAUUCUUGCCUUCGCGUUACCUAUAUGAUAAGUAUAUCGUUUGUACGCGAUUUGUAUAGGUACCUGUCGAUCAGAGGGAAGAGGGAACGAGUAACGAAGCAGGAACAUGUGCCAAUAACGCGAAAACAGCGAGAGCGAGAGAGCGAGAGCGAGAGCGAGAGAGAGUGAAAGUGAGAAAGAGAGAGAGAGAGAGAGAGAGAGAGUGCGUGAACGAGGGAAAAUGUUUUGCGCGAAAGGGAAAGAAAAGGCGCACGCUAUCGCGCGUAAUCGUCGAUUGCGAGGAAAAAUGGUCCCUAUAUAUAUAUAUAUACACACACACACUUAUUAAAAGAGAAAUAGAUUAUACGGUGCGUAAUGAGGGACAGAUUUGUUGGGAACGAUCGUGGGAGUGUGCAACGAGCGGCGGAAAGAAAAGAAACCGCGAAACGCGUGCCCCGACACCGUGAACAUAUCAAGGAGUUUAAAAGAGAGAUUAAAAAGGACGAUGAAAGCGCGAAGAAGGAGCGUGGCGGGUGAAUUUUUCGAAGCAACGACGAGCGAAAGAUGUUCGGCGCGAGAUCGAUGCGGAAAAGUUUUCGCGACGACACCGACGCGUAAAGUAGCGGAUUUACCUUUGUACGAGCGGUUUCGAAUUGUUUCGCAUCGCAGACGCAACGCAGCGUGCGCGCGUAGCGAUAACAUCCAACGGCAAUGGGACGGUCUGUAUCUCGUUAGAUGCACGUUUGCUGAUCGUAAAGACUGUGCUUGCCAGACGGACGACGAUCUGGCAGACGCCCGUUGAAACCGGCGAACGCUUGCGAGCAAGCGGGCCGAGCCACGGGAAAUUUCUAUUCUUAAUUUAACGAAUUACGCUAGAGAUAUAGUUGGGAAAAAGGGAGACGAGCCGAUGGACGCCACGAUGGACGGGAUUGCUGGCGUACGAAAGAACGCGACGUAGCGAAGGAAACGUCGAAUAAUUUGGUUCGUUGGUUUGGGUGGAUCCAUCGGUGCGCGUCGCGCCUCUCCGUUAAGAGAUUCUUACGCGAGGUCGUUCCGUUUGCAUUGGAAAAUUGCGAAGGGAGUUGCUGGAGGGUCCGGUUCGGUCCGCGUUGUUUCGCGUUGAAGGACGAAAGAUCGCGUGGCGAACGCGCACCCUCCGUUAGGAGAGAAAGAGAACGAGAAGCUACUGAGAAUGGCGACGAUUAAGAAGCAAUAAGCGAAUACACGCAAAUGCAGAUUUUUAUAUAGAGAAUGUUAAAAAAUUUCAGAAAAUAUUAAUUAUCGAUAGCGCUAUCUUCCUAAAUGUUCGUAUUAAAAGUUAAACGAGAAGUAAGGUAAAGCGUGAGACUUUAACGACAAAGUCCAGGUGGAGUCCCAACCGAAUCGCGCGAUAUCGCGACAGAGAGACGGAGGAGAGAAACGGCGCGCAACGCCGCGUACGAAUGUCGCAGCGUGGCGUUGAAACGAAUUUUUUAGAAAUACGAAAAACCGAUCGAACGAGAAGGAAAUUUCGGCCGGGACUCCGCCAGAGGAAAAAAAAAGAGAGAGAGAAGAUUUUAAAAACUUUCAGCUGUAACUAUUUGUGUCUAGCGACGAACCUGCGAGUGCGACCUGAAGUUUUGAGAAUGUCGAUAGUUUCAGUGAAUUAAUAUUUAGAUUUCAUAGAUCUCUGUCGAUAUUACACGAUCGUAGGCACGAAACGAGCAGAAGAUAAUUAGUUAGAGCGUAAAAGAUAUCUUAUUAGAGACCUUUUCCAUUUCACUUGAGUCUUUCGCGUUCGAACCUGCCUACAGCUGUCUCUGUUUCUUCUUCUUCUUCUACUUCUACUUCUACUUUUACUUCUACUUCUACUUCUACUUCUCCGAGAACCACGUCAUUUACGUACUUUGAUUCUCUGUAUUUUCCACUCUCCGAUUCUAAUACGCAGGGCGCUUCUUAUUUUGUAAGAGACGAGAAUCCAAGGUGCGAGAACGUCGAGAGAAGGAAAAGCGAUAGGAAAAAUAAUUGCGUAAUCCGAAUCAAAAUUCACUUCGAUUCACGCGAACGACGCUUCAAUUGCGUUUCCUCUCCUAUCGUUUUCCUUUAUAUUCGCCUUCUUUUCCUUUAUUUUUAGUUACGAUUGUAUUGAUACUUUUUCUUUUCUUUUUUUUUUUUUUUUUUCUUUUUUUCUUUUAAGUAAUCGUUGUUACUCUUUCUAACGAGGAAACGCAGCGACGAGCAAACGAAUGAGAAAUCGUUGAACACAUCCUCCUCGGACGCUCCUUUACUUAAAUACUUUUACUCGAUUAACACUUCUGUACUACUAUUUAUUAAAAACGAAGAAAGCCUUAUUUAUUGUUUAGAGAUCAGACUAAAUUAAAGAAAAAAAAAGAAAGGACGUUCUAACCGUGGUAAGUUAUCUAUUUACCUUACUAGAAUCGUACGAAAGGGGACGAAAGAGAGAUAAGAGAAGAAAGAAAGAAAGAUCGUUAUUUCCUUACUUCGCUGUUUUCGAAAAACUCUGACCGCCGUAUAAAAAGAGACGAAAGGAUAAAAGAAAAAAAAAAAGCGAAAUACAGCAUCAUAGAUACGAUCGUCGAGUCUCUAAGCAGUUAUGUUAUCGAGAUUAGUUAAGCGUUUUUUAAGCGAUCUACGUGCACAUUGUUUAAUUCUCUUUUCAAUUUGUUUCCCUCCUUUUUUUUCUUUUUUCUUUUGCCUUUUUAACAGUCUGUUUAACAGCGAACUUUGUCAAAGUACCUGCUUCGGAAACGAAAAGCAAACGAAAAAAAAAAAAGAAGAUAAAAUAAAGAAAGAAGAAAACAUAUAUUAAAUUCGCGAGAAGACAAAGCACACAGGUACCGUCCCGUAUAUAUUAUAAAUAGCUCAUCUACUAUCAUGUACACGCAUCAUAAUUUAUGUAUACUCAUCGAACUGAGUUUUUACGAUAAUUGAUUGGUUCAGCGAAUCACCAUCGUGUGUCCUCGAUUCAUUGUAUAAAACAAAAGAAGCGGCAAAGCGCGACAGAUGCAAUAAGAGAGUUAAUGUCGACAAAUUUUGGAACGUGUCUAAAAACAUUUUUCCUAUGGUGUUGUCAAGACGAUGUUGAAUGUAAAUAAGAUAUAAUAAAUAAUAUACCUUAUACGAUGUAAAACA